AUGGCCGCGUUUGGGAUGGCUGAUCAACCCGGUAAUUACUUUCAAACCGACUCUUCGUUAGCGGACAAUGAUCGAAAGCAACGUAAAGCAGCAAAUACGCAAGGAGAUCCGGUCAAAUUUUCCACCAAGAUUUUGGCUCUCGGAGUCAAUUACUUCUUCGACCCGAAGGGCGAUGUUGUUUUUGUCGCUGAAGCUGGCGGCUCGGUGACGGGACUGAGGCUAUCUACCAAUGAAUUGUCCAGUACUCCAAGAGGUCCUCAAGGGCCUUUGACCAGCCUGGCUUUUCAUGCUGUCAAAUCGUCCCAAGACCCCUUUACCACAAUGACCAUCUUUUCCGGUUCCUGGGACAAGUCCGUAUGGAAGUAUACCUUCAAAUUUGCCGAUGGCACCACUCAAGGGCGAACAGUUACCGACAUCACCUCGUUUUCUGCACAUCGAGACUUUGUCAAAUGCCUUCUGGUCGUCCGAACCCCAGACAAACACGACAUUCUGAUCACUGGUGGCACCGACGGUGACAUCCGGUUUUGGUCAUUAGAAGGGAAAGCCCUCGCAGCGAUCAACCCAAAUUGUCGCGGGAUUGAAUCUCUUGUGCUGGAUCCUCUAUCCUCUCCAGACUCACCAAUCGUCAUGGUGUCCACGUCUAAGCAGGAGAUAUUCGCGAUCACGGUGCCCGAGUUAGAGCAGAUAAAGUCGUCUCAAUUACAACUGCAAAACCCCAUCCUUGCACAUGCUACCAGUGUUUAUAAAUUACAUUUCGACGAUGAUGGGGAUCUGUGGACGGCUUCAGCAGACACGACGGCGAAGCAGCUGUCGAGAGAUGAGGGUUGGAAUGCUAUCAUGACCCUUCAGCAUCCCGAUUUUGUCCGAGAUGUAGUCACUCACGAUACGUAUGGCUGGGUCAUCACUGCAUGUCGAGAUGAAGAAAUAAGAGUAUGGAAUAAGGCGACCGGCGACCUACAUCAUGUGUUUUCUGGCCAUUACGAGGAGGUUACCGGUUUGGCCUUGUCGGAAGAUGUGCUUGUCAGUGUCAGUAUUGAUGCCACUUUACGGAGAUGGAGCCUAGCCCCCGCCGAUCUCCAGCGAGCAGUAGAAGAAGCCCGAAACCCCAAACUCGUGGAGGACAAUCCGGAACCCACGGUGGACUUGUCAAUGCUGACUGAAGAGGAAGAGGCCGAGUUGCGCGCAUUGAUGGAAUCCGAAGAGCAAGAUGUGCUUGAGAAGAUGGUUCGAGACGAACAGUGA
Molecule: messenger RNA, 1242 nt
Organism: Exophiala spinifera
Lineage: Eukaryota; Fungi; Ascomycota; Eurotiomycetes; Chaetothyriales; Herpotrichiellaceae
Exons: 2
Coding region: 1-1242 (413 amino acids)
Biological process (GO): proteasome-mediated ubiquitin-dependent protein catabolic process; ubiquitin recycling
Cellular component (GO): cytoplasm; nucleus
Molecular function (GO): ubiquitin binding
Source: RefSeq, a predicted model, not a curated record